This is a messenger RNA of Mytilus trossulus (common blue mussel), 7007 nucleotides long. Its product is annotated as calcium/calmodulin-dependent protein kinase type II delta chain-like. The coding region runs from base 61 to 1575 and encodes 504 amino acids. The transcript is spliced from 19 exons. The record is from RefSeq and is a predicted model, not a curated record. Gene Ontology annotation, molecular function: calcium/calmodulin-dependent protein kinase activity; ATP binding; calmodulin binding. Lineage: Eukaryota; Metazoa; Mollusca; Bivalvia; Mytilida; Mytilidae. Gene Ontology annotation, biological process: protein phosphorylation.
GUGCAGUCUCGCCUAUGAUACGUGAUUACACGAGAAGAACUCUGCUAUUUCAGAUUCAACAUGGCGGCCCAGACAAAUUCGAAGUUUUUCGAAUUAUAUGAAAUGAAAGAAGAAAUAGGAAAAGGAGCAUUUUCUGUGGUUAGAAGAUGUAUACAGAAAAACUCACUAUUAGAAUUUGCAGCAAAAAUAAUAAACACAAAAAAAUUAUCAGCUAGAGAUCACCAAAAAUUAGAAAGAGAAGCUAGAAUAUGUAGAUUAUUAAAACAUCCUAAUAUAGUACGAUUACAUGACAGUAUACAAGAUGAAGGUAGUCAUUAUUUAGUUUUUGAUUUGGUAACUGGUGGUGAAUUAUUUGAAGAUAUAGUUGCUAGAGAAUUUUAUAGUGAAGCAGAUGCCAGUCACUGCAUGCAGCAAAUUUUAGAGAGUGUUAACUAUUGUCACGAACAUGGAAUCGUUCAUCGAGAUUUAAAGCCAGAAAACUUAUUAUUAGCCAGUAAAGCCAAAGGAGCUGCAGUUAAAUUAGCUGAUUUUGGUUUAGCCAUAGAAGUUCAGGGAGAACAACAAGCAUGGUUUGGAUUUGCUGGAACGCCUGGUUAUUUAUCACCAGAAGUUUUAAGAAAAGAUCCAUAUGGCAAACCUGUAGAUAUUUGGGCUUGUGGUGUGAUAUUGUAUAUAUUGUUAGUUGGUUAUCCACCAUUUUGGGAUGAAGACCAACACAGAUUAUAUGCUCAGAUCAAAGCAGGUGCAUACGAUUACCCAUCACCAGAAUGGGAUACAGUGACACCUGAAGCAAAGAAUCUUAUAAAUAGUAUGUUAACAGUCAAUCCAGCAAAACGUAUUACAGCACAAGAAGCUCUCAGACAUCCUUGGAUCUGCCAGAGAGAAAGAGUAGCGUCGGUGGUACACAGACAAGAAACUGUAGACUGCCUCAAGAAAUUCAAUGCCAGAAGGAAACUAAAGGGAGCUAUCCUGACCACAAUGCUGGCCACAAGGAAUUUUUCCAGUCGAAGUCUGAUGGUGAAAAAGAAUGAUGGUAUCAAAGAAGUCCAGUCAACAGAUAGUACUGCUACUAUUGAUGAUGAAGAUACUAAAGGAAAACCAGAAAUAGAUAGAUCUAUAACUCUAACAGAAUUACAGAUAAAUGAGAGAUCUGGUUCUCCUAGAAUACAAUGUAGAAAACAAGAAAUAAUUAAGCUGACAGAACAGCUGAUAUCGGCCAUAACUGGGGGAGAUUAUGAAGCGUAUACGAAAUUCGUAGAUCCCCAUGUUACAUGUUUUGAGCCAGAAGCAUUAGGAAAUCUGAUUAUUGGAAUGGACUUCCAUAAGUUUUAUUUCGACCAUGUGUUCUCAAAGAACAAUAAGCCAGUAAAUACCAGUAUCCUGACACCUCAUGUUCACUUACUGGGAGAAGAUGCAGCUAGUAUUGCUUAUAUCAGAUUAACACAGUUCAUAGAUAGAAGUGGUUUGCCAGUUACAACACAACAGGAAGAAACAAGAGUUUGGCAACGUAAAGAUGGCAAAUGGCAAAAUGUCCAUCUCCAUAGGUCAGGUGGUUCCUCUGCCCCUAACAAAUAAGAUGGAACAAUAUGGAUAGAAAUCUUUUCCAUUUUUGCUCAUUGGUGUGUCUGCUUUUGUCAAAGGAAGCAGAAGCAGAAUUUAAUGGCAAAGGAGUUCUUCAAUCCCUUCCCUUGUCAGUGGUGUACUCAUGGUGGUACACACAAGUCUAAACAAUAUUUUGUCAUUUUUAAUGUAACAGUCAAACUUUUUUUUUUUUAGAUUUUUCAUAGUGUUUUAAUCUUAAAAAUUUAUAUUUAUUAUAAAAUAAAAGUCUUGUCUUUAUAUAAAGAAAAUAAUGAGAUAUUUUAUUUAUCUCGCAUAAUAUUAUUCUUUCAAUGUUUGUGAGUACAGUUGUUGAGAAUGAUUUUUUGUAUGAGGUUUUUUGAAUAGCAGUGAAUUCCUAAGAUGAUGCCUUAUGCUAGGUAUGGGAUAUUCGUUAUUUAUUUUAAAAUAUCUGGAUAAUCCCUUUUUCUAUUUAUAGAACAAAUAUCACUGUGUUUAGAACAUUGAAGAAAGCUGGAUUUUGUAAAGUUGUAAUUAGGGAAGUAAUAUAUGUGGUAUUGGUUAGAGACUGUAUUUUUAUAAUAUGCAAAUUAUAUACUGAUUAGAUUUCCUACUACAACUUAAAUAUUUUGUCUGGUCUUUCGUAGCAUGCUUUACUUCACAUAUACAGUUUUAUUUAUAAACACAAUAUGUAAAAAUUUGAUAUUUUUUUCUAUAUUCUGUACAAAACUACUUUUUCUCUUAUUUUUUUUAUUAAAAGAGCAUUUUACAGUUUUAUUUCUACAGUUUUGUCUAUAUUUUUUUUUGUUUUCAUAGUUUUACAAUGGAAUUGUUGAAUUUACUUCUAAUACCCUUUUUCUUUGUGAAGUUGUAAGUUUUAAAAACUUGACGACAGAAAAUUAUCUUACAAUUGUGUAUCUGACAUUUCAUUCAGAAAAUUAGUUUAUCUGAGUAUUUUUCUCAGAAAAAAUCAUUAAAAAAGUGCAAUAUAUGUGUUAUUUUUGUUUUUCAGAUCAGAUUUAUGUCUGUUUGUUGUAUAAUGGAUUACUGGUGUCAUAUUUUGUCUUACAUUUAUUACAUUUAUAAUUAUUUUUUCCCCGAAGAGUUAAUUAGAAGGUAUUUUUGCUUUAUCUAUGAAAACAAUUAAUAAACUUAUGCAGUGUUAUGCAAAUUCAUUGUUUAAUCAGAUUUCUCGAGUCAUAGGAGCAAAUAUUUUCUUUUGAAUUUUGUGUUAAAAAAAAUUAACAGCUGAAUGACUGAACUAGAAAUUUGACAAGAUUAAAAAAAUGGAAAAAAAGUUUCUACUAUUUAUAACAAAUAAUUAUAGAUUUGAAGCAUUUUGAAUGUAUUUGGAUGUACAAAGAUAACUUAUCUUAUUAAGAAAUGGCUAUAACAACAUAUGUCCUACCUUACAAUUUUCAUUUUGUAAAUUAUAGAGGAGUAAAAACUUUCUGUACAAUUAUUUAUAAAGAAAAAAAAUCACCGACAGUAAGUUAAGAGAUAUUUUUUCCAUAUUUUCUACAAAUAGCAAUUGAUUUUGCAAUUAAAGCCAUAAUUGAAUACAUACAUUGUACAAAUAAGUUAUACUGAAGGAGGGGGUGCCAUUCAUUACUUCUAUAUAAUAGUUAAAAUAUUGAGAUAUGUAUUUGUUUCAUUUAUUAAUGUGUUAUGUUGUUAACCCAAUAUAAGAUUAAAUCCUUUAUUGCCUAAAUAGAAAAGCUUAACAUAAAUCAGAAUCAAAUGACUUAUUAUAGUACUCCGUUGGUACUCGCCAAGUUCAGUAUGUUUGAUUGAAGUGUUCAGUAUGUAUGUACAGUUCUCAUUAAGUUCUCCGAUCACAUUUGUUUAUACAAUGUCUUGUUUUGGUUGAACAUUUUGAAAUUAAAAUCAGCAUAUAUAUUGUUCAAAUUCCAAAAUGUUUUCAAGGUGUAUUUAAUGUAUGGGGAAAAUACAUCACCGCCAAAUAACUUUAUACUUUCCAAGUAUGACACUGUCUCUGUUUUCAUUGGGUAGGAUUUUUACAUUUAGUCCAUUUAUGUCAUAUGCAUAAUAAAGAUCAAUCGAUUUUUAAGUUCGUCCGCUUUAACAAGUACUCAGUAAAAAAAAUCAAUCACUUGAUGUGCAUGCUACAUUGUUAAUCAUUUGCAAAAAUCUACUCAAAACUAUAUGUCCAAUCUUAAUUUUUAGCCUUAAUCUUGAAAAGUUGUGAUUUAUUCCCACAUAGACCAAAAGCUACCACAGACUGGAUUAAUAUUUGGUCUUUGAAAAAUUCUUUUAUUUAGAUGGCAUCAGUCAGCUUGAACUUUUUCAUAAAUAUUCCACUAUAGAAUCAAUGCAGACUUGCAUGCAUAAAUAGUCAUAAUAUUAGCCACUUGAAUAGAAAUUUUGUCUGUAAAAAAAGUAUGGGUACUAUGGGGAAAAUGAAAUCUGAAAGCUCCUGAAAUUUUAUGCGUUGUUUAAAUAACUGAAAGUUUGUUCCAUUUUCAUUUACAUUAUUCAUUUAAACUAGAACUGAAUCAUACUUAGUUUGUAUUUGUAUCUGGACAGUUAAUUUAGUUCUUAUAGGGCAAACAUUUUAUGAGAGUUAUGCAGUUCCUAUAUCAAUUCUCCAUGUUUAUGUUAGGUGUACAUUUUUAUUGAAAUAUUUAUUUAUGCAUCAAAGCUUUGGUAAUUUUCAAUUUGCUUAUGUUAAUUUUACUGUAAUAUUUGCUUUUAUAGAUAAGAAAAUGUACAAUAAAAAAAAAAUACUGGCAAAUUAUUUGGUGAAAGAUUGUUAUGAAAAGCUGAUAAUAUAUUCAGUUUCCUUUUAAUUUUUUACUAAGAGAAAACAAAUUUGGGCUUAAUUUAGUUUUAGUAUAUCCAACUGCUAAACUGUUUUCCAUUUCUUGUCACACUAGUUCAGUUCUCAGGGAAAUGAUUUUAGUUUAUUUAUACUUUUACUUUAGUGGCAACAGUGAUUUGUUCUUUAGAAUCAGUAUCAUUAGAGUACUCAAGAGAAAAAUGACUAGCUCAUUAGUGUAAGUAGGGACAAAUUUUACAUGUCACUAUAGUCUUUUAUUUUAUUGUUUAAGUCUCUACAAUUUAUUGACCGUUAUUCAGAACAUGCAGACUUACCAAAGUAAUUUAAUAACUGGUCAGCAUUCUAUUUAUAUUUGGUCCUGACCUUUUGAAAAUUUGUAGAAAAGCUGAAAGUUUAAUUUAAGACAUACAUAGUUGUUUCUAAGAUGGGAAUCUUUUAAGUUAUCAUCUUAUUUAAAGUCAUUUACAGUUAAAUAUUAAAUAAUGAUAACAAAUGGUGAAUUUUUGACAAUCUUUUUGUACCUUUUUUUUCUACUGUUGCUUACUUUUUCUGGUUUUAUAGUAGAGUAAUGUUGCUAAAAUGCAUUAUUACUUUCAUUUUGAUACUUUGCAUUUCUUUCUUUUUUCUUUCUUUUUUUUUUAUUUCAAGUUAGAUCUGUUUUUCAUUUCAUCCAUUACAUGUAUAACGUCAUUUACUUGCUUCAGAUUAAAGUUCUAACAAUAUAAAAAUACAAAAUUAUCAUAUUGAGUCAUGGGCUAUAUUGAACAAACAAUUUAUGACAACCUAUCAGGUGUAAAAGUGAUAAGGUCUACCAUUUUAUGUAAUUUAGUCAAAUCUUUAGAAGUUUUAUUUGCUGCAUAACUAUUUAAGUUAUAUGUAAAGAUUUAACUUACAUCAAUUGUAACAGUAAUGUUGGGAAGUUUGGUUUAAAAUAAGGAUAUUCAUACAAUCUUAUGUGUCCGAAUCUACCUGACAAAAUAUGUGUAAAGUUCCUGAGAUCUGCAAGGAGAGAUAUUUAUGCACUCUUUGAAUAUGUUCAUCAUUUAAAGUAUCAUUACUGAUUGAGUCCAGUUUAAUAUCAUUGCUAAAUAAUGGCAUCUUUAAUACUGGGUCUAAAAGUGAGAUGAUAAUUGGUAAUGAACUAAGGUUGUUGUCAGUCACAUGACUGUAUACUCGAUAUUUCUUGACAUUUCACCUGUGAUAAACAUUCUUUUCUAGUUCAUCAUGAUAAUCAUUUCUAAUCAUCGAUAUUUGUUCAAAACUUGAUACUUGUACAAAAAUAAAUCGUCAAUUUACUGCACAGAAGUAAUGAGAACUUACUAUAAUGACAGUUGAGUUACUGUGACAACAUGUAAUUGGUUUACAUAUGAGCAUUGCUUCUUUAGAAAAUAUCUCUUUUGCAUGCCAUUCAAUUGAUAGUACUUGAUUAACAUCAACAACUAAAAACUGUGAGGGCCGAAAAUUGGAAACAGUUUAUAUUUCAUAUACUGUUUCUAUACUUUUUAUACUUACUGUCUUUUGAAGAAAAAAACCACUGGUUAUAAAAAAAAAAAAAAAGGAAACUACUAUCUAUUAGGUUGAUGCAUUGUUAUUUUUGAAAAUUCGAUGUAAUUAUUUAAGAAUGUUACUAUUAUUUAGAAGUAUUUGUUUUGUACAAGCACCUUGUUUUGAAUGUCAUGUUUUACUGCAUUAUUUGUUUUUUAUUCCAGAUAUUAUUUAUCUUUUUAUAUAUUUUCUGUUUUGUUAUUUCAUGCAUAUCAUCAAAAUAUGUCAUUGAGUGAAUAUGAAAGUGUAUAGACAUUGUAUAUAUUUUGGAUUCAUUCCUUUGUCUGUUUGGUUUGACUCUUGGAGUUUGUAAUGAACCUGGCGUACAUAGCUUUUUUUUUGCCUUUGCUUUUCCUUGGCUACUAAUGUACAGAAAGAACUGAAUUUUCUUAUUCCAUUAUUUCAGUAAAAUAUUUCGUUUACCAAAGAGUACUAACAAACCCUUAUUAGAUGGUGAAACUGGUGAAUAUUAAAGGCAUAAGUGAUUUGACAUUAAACGGUAGCUAUCAUCAGUGUUCUGAGAAUGCAACAGUAAAAAAAAUAUAUUUUCAGUUCAAUGCAACCUUUUGCAGGCAGCAUGUUAAAUUUGAGAAAGAAAUUAACUUUCAUUUAGCUUGUAUUGUGAGUAAAAAAUUUAAAACAGUAUUUAUUUUUUGGUUGUUUACUUUAUUUAUUUAUCAGGCCAUGGUGAAACAGAUAUCCUUUAUCAGAUUUAUUUUUACUGUCAAAAAUUGAAGAUUUAAAAUUUGACAAAAACACCAACAGUUAAGACAAUUAUACUCCAAUUCAGCAAUAUGGUGUUUCUUAUUUUAAACCUGCUUGAACAAUCUUAUGAAUUAAAUUUUACAUUGGUUGAAGAAUGAUAAAGGGUAAAAUUUUAUUGCUUUUGUUAGAGAAUAAAGUUCCUGUAUUUAAAUGAUGAAGGUAGAAACUUUUCCUAAUGAAUAAGUUGUGCAGGUUCAUUCUGUGUGUAUGAAUUAAAUUUUAUGUAUGUUUGUAACAAUGUUGUCCUUCCUCAGCAAUUUUUUUCAAAUUAUAUCUGUUUAUGUAGUGCUUCAAAAUUUUAAAAUGUACUUUUCAAAUAAAUCACAUCAUAACUUAA